Molecule: messenger RNA, 11445 nt
Organism: Cricetulus griseus (Chinese hamster)
Lineage: Eukaryota; Metazoa; Chordata; Mammalia; Rodentia; Cricetidae
Source: RefSeq, a predicted model, not a curated record
GCUCCCCCUGAUGGAGGAAUUCAGCACAAACGGAGAAAAAGAAGGCCAGUAAACCGCUUUCACAUCCUUGGGUUCAAGGAGAGAAGACUCGGGCCCCCCGUUGAUAGUUUUCUACUUCAGAAUCUGGGGGUGAAUUUUGGGGGUUGGAAGAGAAGGAAAGAAGGGAAUUUGGCCGUCCCGAGAGCCGGGGCUUCUUUUCUUCUGUUCUGACUUCGCGCGACGCUCUGGGCGGCGCCUGCAGCUGGGUGGACUAACACAACGCUGGCAACUGAGCCAGGGCAAGAUGUGGAUAAAUAUGAAAAGCGUAUUAUGGAUGUGUUCAACCUUAUUAGUAACCCACGCACUGCAUAAAGUGAAAAUGGAAAAAAGUGCACCUGUUAAAGGCUCUCUGUCUGGGAAAGUGAGCCUACCUUGUCAUUUUUCCACCAUGCCUACCUUACCACCCAAUUACAACACAAGUGAAUUCCUCAGAAUCAAAUGGUCUAAGAUGGAAGUGGACAAAAAUGGAAAAGACAUAAAGGAGACUACUGUCCUGGUGGCCCAAAAUGGGAAUAUCAAGAUUGGGCAGGACUACAAAGGACGAGUGUCAGUGCUUACACAUCCCGAGGAUGUGGGCGAUGCCUCCCUCACCAUGGUCAAACUCCGAGCUAGUGAUGCAGGUGUCUACCGCUGUGAUGUCAUGUAUGGGAUUGAAGACACUCAGGAUACCAUGUCACUGGCUGUGGAUGGAGUUGUGUUUCACUACAGGGCAGCGACCAGUAGAUAUACUCUGAACUUUGCAACUGCCCAACAGGCUUGUUUGGACAUUGGGGCAGUCAUAGCAACCCCAGAGCAGCUCUUUGCUGCCUAUGAAGAUGGGUUUGAGCAGUGUGAUGCAGGAUGGCUGUCUGAUCAAACUGUUAGAUACCCCAUAAGGACUCCUAGAGAAGGCUGUUAUGGAGACAUGAUGGGGAAGGAAGGAGUCAGGACCUAUGGAUUCCGCUCUCCCCAUGAAACCUAUGACGUAUAUUGUUAUGUGGACCAUCUGGAUGGCGAUGUGUUUCACAUCACUGCCCCAAAUAAGUUCACCUUUGAGGAGGCAGAAGAAGAGUGUGAAAACCAGGAUGCCAGGCUGGCGACGGUUGGGGAACUUCAUGCAGCUUGGAGGAAUGGCUUUGACCAAUGUGAUUACGGGUGGCUGUCGGAUGCCAGUGUGCGGCACCCUGUGACUGUGGCCAGGGCCCAGUGUGGAGGUGGUCUACUUGGGGUGAGAACCCUGUAUCGUUUUGAGAACCAGACAUGCUUCCCUACCCCUGAUAGCAGAUUUGAUGCCUACUGCUUUAAACCUAAACAGAAUAUAUCAGAGGCAACCACCAUCGAAAUGAAUAUCCUCGCAGAAACUGCAUCACCCAGUUUAUCCAAAGAACCAUACAUGGUACCUGACAGAGCUACACCAAUCAUUCCAUUAGUCACCGAGUUACCUAUCAUUACCACACACUUCCCUCCUGCAGGAAAUAUAGUCAAUUUUGAACAGAAAUCUGUAGUCCAGUUUCAGGCUUUCACAGACAAAUUAGACACUGAAUCACCCACACCUGCUGGGAGUACUGAGAACCACUGGGAUGUGGAUGACUACCUACCUUCUGGGUCAGGACCACUUGGAAAGCCAGAUAUAUCUGAAAUUAAAGAGGAAGGACUCCAAAGCACAACUGUCAUCUCCCAACAUGCUACCGGCUCAUGGGAUGGAAUCACAGAGGAUAUGCAGACACAUGAAUCUGUUACACAGAUUGAAGAAAUAGAAGUGGGCCCUUUAGUAACAUCCACUGAAAUCCCAAAGCACAUUUCUUCCAAGGAAUUUCAAGCAACUGAAACACCACUGGAACCCACAAAAGUGACCCUUGAACACAAACCUGAAAAGCCAACUGUAAGCACCAGUCCUGAAUUGGCAACCACAAGUCACUAUGGAUUCACCUUGAGAAAAGAGAAGAGUGAAGACAGAACACUGACAGUUAGAUCUGGUCAGAGCACCCAGGUCUUCAGCCAAAUACCUGAAGUCAUCACAGUAUCAAAGACAUCAGAAGACACUACCUUCUCCAAGCCAGGGGACUUAGAGUCCAUUUCAACAUCAACAAUAGUUUUGCCUAUAACUAUGCUUGACAUAGAUGGAUCACUCAUAGAUAAAGAGAAAGAACAAACAACUAAUGGUAAAAUGACUGAAGAUCCUUUUGUUCAAUCACAGCCUACAACUCCCUUUCCAUUACAGUAUCUUACAGAAGUAGAAUUGUCUCCCUAUUCUGGUGACAUUAUAUCAGUAGAGGGAAUAUCCACAGUUAUUUAUCCCUCAUUACAAACAGAAGGAACACAAGAAAGAAAAAGAACAGAAACACCAAGACCAGAGUUGAAAAAAGAUAUUUACACAGUUGAUGAGAUACAAGAAAAGAUCACCAAAGAUCCAUUUAUAGGUAUAACAGAGGAAGCCUUCUCUGGAAUGAAGCUCUCUCCAUCUUCCUCAGGACAAAUUCAUUUUACAGAGUCUGCAGUAGAAGACUCUGUUUCCCCCGCAUUGACCACUGGGAAGUCAAAUGUGAAGCCAACAGAAGCAAGGGAUGUAGAAGAAAUGGCAACACUGAGUAGAUUAGAAACAGAUGUUACAAAGUAUUACAAAGAUGUGACAAAAGCCCAUUUGACAGACAGUACUUUCAACAUGGAAGUGGUCACAGUAUCAAAAUGGUCAUUGGAUGAAGAUAAUUCAACUUCAAAGCCCGUAGCCUCAACAGAAUUUGUUGGCUCUACAAAAUUGUCCCCUGUCUUACUUACCACUCUAGGAAAAAAUGGAAAGGAUAAAGAAACUCCAAGUUUCCCAGAUGUAGGAGACCAAUAUACUUUUUCCCCAGAUAGUACACAAAAACCAUUAGAAAAGGUUUCUGAGGAAGAUUUAACAUCAGGAGAAUUUACAGUUACAUCUCAGUCAGCUACAUCAGUUGGAAUUUCAGAAAAGUCAACUUUGAGAGAGUCUACAACCGAAGAUGGCAUUUUGCCCACCACAGGCACAGAAGACCAAGACGCUAAUGCAACUGUGGAAGGAAGUGCUUUGGGCGAAGAUACAGAUGCAUCCAAACCACUAUUUACUGUCCCCCCAUUUGCACACACCUCUGAUGUGGAAGGAUUGGCAUUUGUUAAUUAUAGUAGCACCCAGGAGUCCACUACGUAUGUAGAUAUGCCCCACACUACUCCUCUUUCUGUAAUCCCCAAGACAGAAUGGAGUGUGUUGGAAUCUUCUGUUCCACUGGAAUAUGAGGUUCUAAGCAAAUCUGAUCAAGAUCUCAUUGAACAGACUCACCUAGCAGCAACCAUGUCUCCUGAAGCUUUGACAACAGGAAUCAUACAGGGAGAAACCCAGGAAAAACCACAAACCACAGGGAGCUCAUUUCCUGUUCUCAGUUCUACUGCACUAAUGACCAAUGAGACCACAGCAUUUAAAGAAGAGGGGGAGGGAUCAACAUAUACUAUCUCUGAAGACAAAUGGGUGACAGGUUUUGAGAAAGUUCCAGUUUUAGAAACAACUCCAAUUGGAACAAUUGUCCAUGGUACAUCUUAUCCACCUGCUACAAAAACGCAGCACGAAGUGGAAAUGGAGACAAUGGUAACACUAACAUCAACCAUUAGGCCAAAAGCAGUUGUAAGUACGGAGGCAGAAUUAACAUAUGAAGCAGAAGGUAGUAGUUUAACAGAAUUUGCAUCAACUUUGAGACCCUUCAGGACUCAAGUCACACAGCUUAUGGAGGAAACUACAGAGGAACGAAAGAAGCCAUUCCUAGACUACACAGAUUUAGGCUCAGGAUUAUUUGAAAGACCCAGAGCCACGGAACUCCCAGAAUUUCCAGUCGUUCCAAGUGACAUCAGUGCCUUCACGUCCGUAGACAGCCUUCACAGAACUCCACCAUUCAGGCCCUCUUCACCCUUCACCAAAGAACCAGCUGUUGUUGAGGAGGAGCCCAGUGAGAAUAUGACCAGUGACAUUAUACUUCCUAGAGAGUCUAUAACAGAGCAGCCUCCCCCAGCUCUCACUGAUAUCAUAGCUAAGGAAACGGAAACUGAUAUUGAUGAAGAGUAUCACAUGACCUCAAGGCCUCCUAUAACACAGCGGACAAGACCAUCCACUGUGGAAAGAAAAACGACCCCCAAACCUCAGGCAUUGUCUACUUCGCCACCCCAAGCAGGGACAAAAUCCCGCCCUGACAUAAAUGUUUAUAUUAUUGAGGUCAGAGAAAACAAGACAGGUCGAAUGAGUGAUAUGGUUGUGAAUGGUCAUCCAAUAGAUUCAGAGCCUAAAGAAGAUGAACCAUGUAGUGAAGAAACAGAUCCAUUGCAUGAUCUGUUUGCUGAAAUUUUACCUGAAUUACCAGAUUCCUUUGAAAUAGACAUAUAUCACACUGAGGAAGAUGAAGAAGGAGAUGAGGACUGUGCAAAUGCAACUGAUGUCACAACGACUCCCUCUGUGCAGUACAUCAAUGGGAAGCAUCUUGUCACCACGGUGCCCAAGGACCCAGAAGCUGCAGAAGCUAGGCGUGGCCAGUAUGAAAGUGUUGCACCUUCUCAUAAUUUCUCAGACAGUUCUGCAGUUGACACCCAUCAGUUUAUAAUAGCUGAAACAGAAUUAUCAACUGCCAUGCAAUUUAACAAAUCCAAAGAAGGCACCGAAUUGCUAGAAAUCACGUGGAAACCCGAGACUUACCCUGAAACACCUGAACACUUUUCAAGUGGUGAGCUUGAUAUUUUACCUACAAUCUCAUCCCAUGAGGGUAAAAAUACCAAAUGGACAGAGUCCAUCACAGAGAGCAGUCCAAACCCGGAGAUUCUAGAGCGCCAAGAGCCUAAGCCUAUACUUUUGUCUCCUGAAGAGUACUCAGGAGAGGGUGCCAAUGACCAAGCAUCUCAAAAAACAGUCUUCUCUGGGGCUACAGAAGUAGAAUUCAGCAAAGAGGAGGAACAACAUCCUACCAUAUCUACCUCUAAUAUACUUUCAAGAUCUGUGUCAGUAAAUGCUUUGGAAGAAGAACCAAUUACCCUAACAAGAAUCCCACAGGCUGAUGACUCUUUGUCUACUGCGGAAAGCUGGGUAGAGACAACGCCUAGACAACCUGUAGAGUUCUCAGGGAGUUUUUCAGCCCCUGUUAUUGAAGGGUCUGGGGAAGUGGAAGACUAUAAAAAUAAAAUCUUCACCAUGGUAACUGAUUUACCACAGGGAAAUCCUACAGAUACACUCAUCCCUUUGGAUAUGAGCAAGGUAAUGAUCACAGACAGCCAUUUAUAUAGUCCUGAAACCACCACUCCUUUGCAUUCAGAGCUAUCUUCUACAGAUGGAAGGCCUACACAAUUUGUAAUUCAAACAGAUGCUUCUGAGUGGGUUUCCAGUAUAUCUUUUGAAGGAAGGAAAAGGGAAGAAGAUGAAGAGAAAACUACAACUGCAGGUCCCAUCAUUGAAGUCCAAUCUCCAACACAGAGGUCAGAUAACUUAAUUGUAUCUCCAGUAUUAGAAAGCUCAAAUGUAGCUGUGUCUAGGGAUUCAGUUACCUGGGAAAGUUUUAUGCCAGAGACAACGCCCACAUUGUCAGAAAAGGAAAUGGCAAAUUCCACUCUUGUUUCUAGAGAAACAAAUGAUUUGAUCAAUUUGGAGGCACAGCCCUUUAAACAUAGUACCAGUCAGCCCCAGAUCCAGGAAACGCUGCCUACUCUCUCAGGAUGGCUCCCCUCUCAUUCUAUGGAACAGGGCUCAGGAGAUAUUGGAGCUGGUCCAGAAUCCAUGACUGCUUCAUUUUUAUUGAAUUUGGAGUCUGAAACCCAAGUGAAAAAAGAAUUACCUAGUGUUCUGCCUCCCAGUGUGGAAGCUUCAUUUCCCUCUGAGGCAACAGGAUUCUCUCUGAGUACUGUAUUGGACAGAGUUGCUGAAGUUAUGAACCAGGCAUCUAAGGAAAUAUCGACUUCAGAAGUAUCAGGAAAGCCAACCCCCCAGGCAGAAGUAAGGAAUUUUUCUACAGGUUUUCCCUUGGAAGAUGAUUUCAGUGGUGACUUUAGUGAAUUUUCAACAGUGUCUUAUCCAGUAAUGAAAAAGGAAAGAGUGGAGACGGGAGUCUCUGAGAACGAACAAGUUAGGGAUAUGCAGACUUCAUCAUCUAUACCACCUACCUCAGAUGACAUCAACUUCAUUCCUGCCUCAAAUGAACUCACCAGUACUAUGGCCAGCACCUCAGCCUUGCCCUGGGAAGAGUUCAUGGCCUCAGCUGAGGGCUCAGGUGAGCAGCUGGCCUCAGUCAGGAGUUCUAUUGGUCCCGUCCUUCCCCUUGCUGUGGACAUUUUUUCUGGUACAGAGUCUCCAUAUUUCAAUGAAGGGGUUCAAGAAGUGGGUACUGUGAUGGAAGCAGAUGAAAGAUCCAUUGUUUUGCCAACAGCAGAUACUGGAAAUAGUGCAGAUCUGACAGAAAAUGGGGACAUAAAGAUAAAUGGCACAAUUUCAGUGGAACUUCCCCAAACAAUGGAGCCAGCCAAAUUAUGGUCUAAACAGGAAGUCAAUACUAUAGAACAAGCAAUUGAAAGUGAAAUGGCAUCCAAGGAAAAAGUGCAAGAACAAAAGACUUUUGAAUCUCUCCACAGUUCUCUUGCACCAGAACAAAUAAUUUUGGAAUCCCAAAUACUAAUCGAAACUAAACUCCAAACUUCAGAUUACUCUAUGUUAACAACAAUGAAAACACCCACUAGUAAGGAAAUGGAGGAGGAAGACAUGGCCAUAGCUCAUAGGACUACUCUAGAUCCAGAGAUAAAAGGUUCAGAGUCAUAUAUUAUUAAUCCUGAAGCCACAGAGAAGCUACAUUCUUUCCCAGCUACUGCUUUAGUGACUGAAUCUGUACCAGCUUCAAGUGUAGUCAUGGAUACCUCAACUCAAGAGGAAGAAAGUAUACAAGUCUUCGAAAAGGAUAUGAAACAAACAUUUAAAGAGUCAAGCCCUGAUGUCUCAUUCUCUGGACUGGGAUCAGGGGAUGCCUUGUCUCCUCUACCUACAACAUCAGUGAGUUUGACUGAAAUGGAGCAGAUCAUUAGCACAUUGUAUCCUGAGACAUCUCACAUGGAUAGUUUAGAAACAAACAUUUUAAGUGAUAAAGUGGAAGAUGAUGAAAGAAUACAAAAUGGGUCAGAUGAAGUCAGAACACUCAUUUCCAAAACAGACAACAUCUCUCAAGAUAAUAAGGAAACACCCAACACAACUCUGAGUGAUGCUAGAAUAGAAGGACCUACUACUUCCCCUCUUCCUUUCACCAAACACAUGGACAUGAGGCAUUCUCCAAAUCAGACCUUCAGAUGGGAACAGAAAAUCCAGUCACCAAGACCACAAACUGUGACUGAACAGAUCUCUAGUGAGAAUCCUUCAACAUUAGAACCUGAAGCAGCAGCAACCUCUUCCACUAUUUUUCUGGAUCAAACUUACAGUAUCGAAAUGACCAAAGCAUUUGUUGCAUCAGCAUCAAAACAACCUGAUUUCUUUUAUGCAAAUUCUGGAGAAGGAUCUGGAGAAGUGGAUCCUCUUGAUUUAAUGUACACCUCUGGACCUACUCAGGCAACCGAUCAAGGAGACAGCACAUUUACUUCUGAUGAAUUCCUGGAAAAGCAUUCAGUGGCGUCAAGAAAUGAGGCCAGAUCUACUGAUGGACCAACAUCCUCAGCAAUGGUACUGCAUUACUCAGAGUACAGUGAGAGCUCCCUGUAUCCAACUAGCACACUUCCAAGCACAGUGCUAUAUGAGAGUGCCACAGAAGGUAUUGCAGAUGGCCUGCAAGACCACAUCAGAUUUGAAGGUUCUGCCUUGAAACCUAACGGAAGAAAAACCACUGAAAACAUUAUUAUAGAUCUAGACAAAGAGGAUAGUAAGGAUUUAGGAUUGACAAUUACUGAGAGUGCUGUUGUUGAAAUUCUCCCUGAGCUGACAUCAGAUAAAAACAUUAUUAUAGACAUUGAUCACACUACACCUGUAUAUGAGUACAUCCCUGGAAUACAAACAGACUUAGAUCCAGAGAUGCCAUUGGGAUCACAUGGCAGUAAUGAAGAAAGCCUUCAAGUUCAAGAGAAGUAUGAGGCCGCUGUUAACCUUUCUACAACUGAGGAAGCAGUUGAGGGCUCUGGCAACGCACUUCUUACUGGCUACACUCAAGCAAUGAAAGAGUCUGUAAGUUCUGAGGCUGGAAAGCAGGCAGAGCAUGCAAGCUUUAACUUUGUAACUGGAAUCCCAGUUCCUAAUGUAGAAACAGAAUUAGAUACUUUGUUUCCCACAGUGUCAACCCUGCACAUUCCUAGUAAGCUAACCACAGUUAGUUCAGAAGUUGAAAAACCCAAAAUUGAAGCAGUAUCUCUGGAUGAUAUAUUUGAAUCAAGCACCUUGUCUGACAGUCAAGCUAUUGCAGACCAAAGUGAAGUACUGGGACAUUUAGAAAGGAAACAGGAAGAAUUUGAAGUAAAGAAACAUGGAGGUCCUUCUUUCCAGCCAGAGUUCUUUUCAGGAGCGGGGGAGCCACUGACAGGUCCCCCUGCUUAUGUAAGUAUUGGUAGUACCCGCAUUGUGGCUCAGCAUUUGACAAAAAUCCCUGAUUUGACAGGAGAGCCUGACUCCACACAUUACACUGAAACAGCAUCUGCAGUUUUCUCUCUGGCAGAGUUGUCUUCCCAGACACCCCCUUCUCCCUUCCCUAUCUACAUAGACAGUGGAGUCUCUGAAUACCCAGUGAUUCCCCACACAAGUGCUCAGCAGGAUCCUAGUGCUGCCUCAUCACAAAGACUUGUAGAUGGCAAUUUUAAGGAAGUCCGUGCUAAUAUGGAAGCUACCAUCGAGCCAUCUGGUGAAGAUGUCCACAGAGCCGAACCUCCAUUUUUGUUUCCUGAGCCUACAUUAGAUAUUUCAGAAGAUGAAAAUAAACUUCAAUUAUUAGAAGAACUAGAAACUUCUCCCACAGAACUAAUUGUUGAAGAAGAAACUGAGACAUUCCAAGAUUCCCCAAACAAAGCCAAUGAUCAACUUGUAGGAGAAACAAUUGGAAUGCCCCCCAGUGUCAGAACACUGGAGAGUGGACCUGUCCUUACAGCUGCAGGUGACAUUGAUUUAGUAGGUGCUACACAGGGGCCACAUUCUACUUCUGCUUCUGUGGCUUUCAGGGUUGAGACAGGUGUGGUUCCUCAGCCCAUCCCACAGAAGCCUGAAGAGCCUACCUUUCCUUCCUUGGAAAUUAACCAUGAAACACACACACCUUUAAUUGGAGAAGACUCCAUAAUAGCAGCAUCUGAAAAACAAGUGUCAAAAAGAAUUCUUGAUCACAGUAAUCAGGCAACAGUCAGCACCCUGGAGCUGAAUACUGCACAUUCAAUACCACCAUUUCCCAUUCUGGACAAUUCUAAUGAAACUGCUUUCCUGAUUGGCAUUAAUGAAGAGUCCGUGGAAGGCACAGCAGUUUAUCUACCAGGACCUGAUCACUGCAAAACAAACCCAUGCCUCAAUGGAGGUACCUGCUAUCCUACAGAGACUUCCUAUGUGUGCACCUGUGUACCUGGAUUCAGUGGAGACCAGUGUGAACUGGAUUUUGAUGAAUGUCAUUCUAACCCUUGUCGAAAUGGAGCCACGUGUGUGGAUGGUUUUAAUACAUUUAGGUGCCUUUGCCUUCCAAGUUACACUGGUGCUCUCUGUGAACAAGACACCGAGACUUGUGACUACGGCUGGCAUAAAUUCCAAGGACAGUGCUACAAGUACUUUGCUCACCGCCGCACAUGGGAUGCUGCUGAAAGGGAGUGUCGUCUGCAGGGUGCCCAUCUCACAAGCAUCCUGUCUCACGAGGAACAAAUAUUUGUGAAUCGUGUGGGUCAUGAUUACCAGUGGAUAGGCCUCAAUGACAAGAUGUUUGAACAUGACUUCCGUUGGACUGAUGGCAGCGCACUGCAAUAUGAGAACUGGAGACCCAACCAGCCAGACAGCUUCUUCUCUGCCGGAGAAGACUGUGUUGUGAUCAUUUGGCAUGAGAACGGCCAGUGGAAUGAUGUUCCCUGUAAUUACCAUCUCACCUACACUUGCAAGAAGGGAACAGUUGCUUGCGGCCAGCCCCCUGUUGUAGAAAAUGCCAAGACCUUUGGAAAGAUGAAACCACGUUAUGAAAUCAACUCCUUGAUUAGAUAUCACUGCAAAGAUGGUUUCAUUCAGCGUCACCUUCCAACUAUCCGGUGUCUAGGAAAUGGGAGAUGGGCUAUGCCUAAAAUAACCUGCAUGAACCCAUCUGAAUACCAAAGGACUUAUUCUAAGAAAUACUUAAAAAAUUCCUCAUCAGCAAAGGACAAUUCCAUAAACACAUCAAAGCAUGAACAUCGCUGGAGCGGGAGGUGGCAGGAGUCAAGGCGCUGAUCCGUAAAAUGGCGACCACGUGCUUCAUCAUUCAGCCAAAGUCCUGACCUUCCGUGCCUUUCUUAGCUCCUGAAGAAGUAUUCGAAGUUGGUUUGAAUUUGGGGACUGCCGUCUCAUCAUUUGGGGUUGCUGUGCUCUUAAAAUCUUUUUAAUGAAACAUGGAAUUCAAAGAAAAAAGCGAAUAAAAUGAAAGAAAAUGAGUGAAGAAAGUACCCAUUUCCAGCCUACCUAAUUUCUUUAGUUCCCUCUGCCUGCAGUGCAGACUGUUUCCUGUAUGCCAGCCUACUGUACUAUUUAAAAAAGAAAAAAAAUUGCAAUUUCAGCACCGAAGGCCAUGUAAAUAAGAUGGUUUAAUGUUGAUUUUAAUCCUGUAUAUAAAAUAAAAUGUCACACCGAGUUUGGGCAUAUUUAAUGAUGAUUAUGGAGCUUUCUAUGUCUUUAAUCAUUGGUUUGGCUGCUUUGCUAUAGCUUGUUUAGGCUGGAAAUGGUUUUUGUCUGCCCAUUUACUGUCAGCAAGUUUGAGGACGGCUUUCCUGGACAACCAGCAAACAAAAUCUUGCGAUUCUCUGUCCCCAUGGCAGCUCCGGAGCUGUGCUUGUCCGAGCUGAUGCCUGGCGGAUGGGAGACUGAUGAAACUCAGAGCGGCAGGGUGUAGCCCUGCUUUGCCACGUUCCUUUUUCUUCACUUAUGAGAAGGGCUUGAAUGGAGGACUUUUCUAUGACCUGGAACUGUUUUAGGGGUCAAAGUGCUAAUUAUUAACUCAACCAAGAUUCCUUUAUAAUGGCUUUCUUAACACUAACGCUGGUAAAGAAAUGGAUCAAGGCAUUUGGAAUGGAUGUAGACCAAGGGUUUACACCUUGUUGUGGAGGGUGGGGGUGCUUUUAAACAAAAACACGUGUGCAAAAAAAAAAAAAGAAGAAUCAAAACCCUCCAUUCUGUACAUAUAACCAUUUUAAUCCUUUAUACAAUUUUUGAAUGUUCAUGUAUGAAUGCUGCAGCUAUGAAGCACACCUAAAUAAAUGAAGUAAGCCAUAUGGAUUUAA